GGCACUCCUCACCAUCCGGUGCCUGUUCCUUCCUGGCGCCUCUGAGGACAAUGCCCCCGCUCUCUGCUCCGGCUGCUCUGUCCCCUCUCCCGGCCCCCCUGGCAGCCGCCCCUGGAUCGAUCUUCAGACGCGCGGUCGGCUCGUCACGGCACCGCGGCCGCCGCCGCAGUGGUCUUGGUCAAGGCUGAGUGUUUACCGAGCAGCGGCCGCCGUCGGGUCGACCACGCGCUCCUAGGAAACAGUGGUUUCGUCUCCAGUCCCGGCUUGCCAGCUGAACUUCGGAGCGACGAUGUGGCCUUGAGAGGUCACCAGCUCACCGUGGGUCUGCCGCCGGUCCGUCUGUCGGCCUGUCAGUCUGCCAGUCCAUCCGUCGGCGGUCGGUACAAGCACCCGGCAAUGGCACGGCCAGGAUUACAGACACCGAGGGCUGCCCUACAGUUUCUGCCGUCACUUCUUCUGGUGGUGAUGGUGCUAGCGAUGGCGGCACCAGCGAUGGGAGCACCACGUUCUCUGCCAGACCAGAGCAUCAGGUCUUACAUCAGUCAGAGGGCGUGCUGGUGGAACGAGCUGUGCAAGGAGGAAUUCCAGCCCAUGUUCAAGUGCCGCUGCCCCAAGUUCUCCUACUGCCGAUCGCCGGGGAAGUACUACAACGCCCGCUGCGCCAUGUCGAGCACCGGUUACAUCUGGAUGCAGCCGGAAACGCGCUGGUCGCUGCUCUCCUAGUGCUGCCAUCUGUCCACGCAUCGGCGUGGCUGUAGUUAGGUCCGGGUGUUACGCUGAGAAAAGCAGGUUAUCGAGGCGAAUAGAACAGGGUACAGGUGUUUGUAUCAGAGCGACGUUCGUUUGGAAGAUGUUUUCGUGCUCAUUUCAAUCUCAAUUUACACCACUACAAACUAGGUUUGCAGUUCACAGACCUUGUGGACUUAUUGGAUCAUACCCAAGGCCAAACAUUUUGGGUGAGCUAUCCCAUUUGAGUAUGAGACCCCUUCGCUAUUUCCGGGAUAUCUGAAGCCAUGCCAACGUAGAUUGUGUUUUGCAUUAGCCUGAAGUGCGGUUGUAUGACAUGCAGAGUGUUGUUGUUGCUGUUGAUAGUGCUGUUUAUUCUUGUAUGCAAGUGUUCGCGAACGUGCUAUUGGCGGCAACUUAUUAUGGUGGCCGGAAUAUGUCUGAAUAUGGAUAGCCAUAGCCGGUCGAACCGAACCACACCGGAUAUGCGAAUAAUCUUAGCAUAGCUGACUAUAAGCUACUCUAUAAUCAAAAUCAUACAAAUAGGUUACUUUUCUCGAUGUCACGGAAAAUAUGUUUCUAACUUCUUUAUCCAAGAUUUUCUUACUAAAGCGAACACUACGCUCACCGUUCAUUUUUAUUCGCAUUACUUGAGCUAUUUGUCAAUGCGGUGAAUGACAACUAUCUAGCUGUUUUGUGAGCGUUUGAACAUGUACCUGUUAUUUAAGUUGCUUUAUAUUUAGCUUAGCAAUGAUUAAACAUUCGUUAGUGUUGUUUCAGCAAUUGUUACAGCCAAUAAUAUACAUAUUUAACUGGGAUGAUCUGCCCUCCUGUGUAGCAUUCCUUUGCGGAGCAAUGAUAUGUGUAUUUGUUUGCUUUGUCGGAAGUCUGACUCCUCCAAGCGUGUGAUCUGAACUAAGCUGAACCCUUCAUACGGAGUGAACCCGGAACGUUGGACUCCGUAAGCUAUUGGGUACUUACUUUCCCGUUCCUAGAUGGCGCUAGUAUACAAGCCUGGCGUGGUAGGCUGUGCCGGUGGGCUCGCUGCGCUUGCGCAUAUCGCUCCUAGAUGGCAGUAGUAGCAAACGCCUGGAUGGCUAUGCUGCACCGCAAGGCCUGAGGCGGCGGCCGCCCGUGGCUCGUACGUAACGUUGCGAAGCAGGAAUGACAUCGGACUAAAUGAUGAAUCCAGAUGAUAAACGGUGUAUAAUAACAGCUAUUACCGGAGAGGAUAGGGAGCUUUAUUAGCUAUUACCUACGGUGUGCGGUGACUGUUAUUUAAAACAAUGGGUGCCC
This is a messenger RNA of Amphibalanus amphitrite, 2022 nucleotides long. RefSeq lists its product as uncharacterized. Lineage: Eukaryota; Metazoa; Arthropoda; Thecostraca; Balanomorpha; Balanidae. The coding region runs from base 397 to 723 and encodes 108 amino acids. The transcript is spliced from 3 exons. The record is from RefSeq and is a predicted model, not a curated record.